AUGCUCUCUCGCCAAUUCGCCCGUGGAUUCAGUUCUACCUCUAAAAAUGCCAUGGCCAAGAUGUCGCUCAUCGGCACCAUCGGUUCCGACCUGGAGCAAGCCACCACUUCCACCGGUAAGGAAUACUUGAAGUACUCUGUUGCUGUCAAUGGCGGUUCCAAGGAUGCCCCGCAGACAAGUUGGUUCAAGAUUGCUGUUUUUAACCCCACUGAAAUCAAGUACAUGAACCAAUACUUGGGAAAGGGUGCUAAGGUGUACCUGGAAGCUGAUGUCUCGAACAACUCGUACGAGAAGGCGGACGGAACAAGAGCGACUUCUCUCAUGCUUUUCCAGACCAAUCUGGAGACCAUCAAGUUCCCCAAGCGUGACAUUGAUGAAGCUGAGAGUGCCACUGCUUAG
Kuraishia capsulata CBS 1993 is the source of this 399-nucleotide messenger RNA. RefSeq lists its product as uncharacterized. The record is from RefSeq and is a predicted model, not a curated record. The transcript has a single exon. Gene Ontology annotation, molecular function: single-stranded DNA binding. Gene Ontology annotation, biological process: positive regulation of helicase activity; mitochondrial DNA replication. Gene Ontology annotation, cellular component: mitochondrial nucleoid. Bases 1 to 399 code for a protein of 132 amino acids. NCBI's taxonomy places the organism in Eukaryota, Fungi, Ascomycota, Pichiomycetes, Pichiales, Pichiaceae.